AAAUCAAAACAUGACUGUUAACAAUAAUCAGGGUCGUCGCCCAUCGGCGAAUGAUGAUACGAACGGUUUCGUCAAUGUUGCAUUUACACACGACGAACGAGCGACAGAAAAUGUGAUUCGUCGUAAGAGUGGCAAUUCGAAUUCCUUGCAAUUGGAUAAUGGCACAUCGAUGUCAACAAAUACGGUUCCCGUGUCAAGUGGUAAUGGUACUGCUCCUCCCAUUGAUUUCGACGAUAUUUUACCAAUGAUCGGUGAAUUUGGUAAAUAUCAGAAAAUUCUCUUCAUCUGCAUGAUACCUUUUGCCUUCUUUGUGGCCUUUAUAUAUUUUUCGCAAAUAUUUUUAACUUUAAUACCGGAACAACAUUGGUGCACUGUACCGGAAUUGGAGGGUUUACCAUUGGAAGAAAGACUUGCUCUUUCUAUACCCCGAAUGGACAAUGGCGAUUAUCAUAAUUGUUUAAUGUUUAAUGUCAACUAUACGGAUCUUGUGGCUCAGGGUAUACGCAAAGCUGACCCCACAUGGCCCACUGUGGCCUGUAUGCAUGGUUGGUCAUAUAAUUUCACAGAAAUUCCCUAUACAACAGUGGCAACGGAAGAAAAUUGGGUGUGUGAAGAUGACACAUUGCCCACGUAUGCUCAGUCAAUAUUUUUCCUUGGUGCCAUUGUAGGAGGUCUUCUGUUCGGUUGGAUUGCUGAUAAAUUUGGACGAAUUCCAUCAUUGAUUGGCUGUAAUCUGGUUGGAUUUGCAGCAGGUGUAGCCACAGCCUUUAUUUCGAAUUUUUGGCAAUUUGCCGUUAUGCGUUUCUUUGUGGGAUUUGCUUUUGACAAUUGUUUUACCAUGAUGUAUAUAUUGGUUUUGGAAUAUGUGGGACCCCGUUACCGCACCUUUGUUGCUAAUAUGUCCAUAGCUAUAUUCUUUACAAUGGCUGCGUGUAUGUUACCCUGGAUUGCCUACUAUUUGGCAAAUUGGAGAAUUUUGGCUGUUGUUACUUCAGCGCCUCUCUUACUAGCUGUAUUCACACCCUUGGUGGUACCCGAGUCAGCAAGAUGGCUGGUUUCCCAGGGCAAAGUGGACAAGGCUGUUUCCAUUCUAAAGAAAUUGGAAAAAGUUAAUGGAAAACACAUUUCCCCGGAGACAUAUCAAAAUUUCACCGAUAGUUGUUUGAAACUACGUCAAGAGGAGACCACAAAUCAAUCACAUUCCAUCAUGGAUUUAUUUAGGACUCCACGUUUGAGACGUACUACCAUUUUGCUGAUUAUCAUUUGGAUGGCCAUUUCAUUGGUGUUUGAUGGUCAUGUGCGUAAUGUUGGCUCCCUAGGACUGGAUAUAUUUUUCACAUUUACCGUCGCCAGUUUUACUGAAUUCCCAGCUGAUACCUUACUAACUCUUACAUUGGAUCGCUUUGGCCGUCGAUGGUUGGCAUGCGGAAGUAUGGUGUUGAGUGGUAUUUUCAGUCUCCUGGCAACCAUUGCACCAGUUGGUGUUUAUUCUGCCAGUUUGGCCAUUGUUGGACGUUUCUUUAUAAAUAUAUCCUAUAAUAUUGGUCUACAAUAUGCUGCUGAAAUCUUGCCCACUGUGGUAAGAGCUCAGGGAGUUGCAUUUAUACACAUAAUGGGCUAUGUGGCAUCGAUAAUUGCUCCAUUCGUUGUCUACCUCACAUAUAUUUCACCCAUGCUGCCCCUGAUAAUAUUGGGUAUAUUAGGCAUUGUUGGCGGCCUUUUGUCACUACUGCUACCAGAAACCUUAGAUCAUGAUCUACCUCAAACCUUGAGUGAUGGUGAAGAAUUUGGACGUGGCCAAAGUAUAUGGGAUUUCCCUUGUUUGGCAAAGAAAAUCGACGAAUCAAAUGAUCUUGAAGUAAGAAGUCCACAUUUUGUGCGUUCAUCGCAAAGUGGCGCUUCACUGCGAGCUUCAACCGGAGGUGAAUUGAGAUCCAGUAUAUUACAGCGAUCCGUAAGAUCUCGUUAUACAUCAAAAUUGUAA
This is a messenger RNA of Musca vetustissima, 1984 nucleotides long. Its product is annotated as solute carrier family 22 member 13-like. Lineage: Eukaryota; Metazoa; Arthropoda; Insecta; Diptera; Muscidae. The record is from RefSeq and is a predicted model, not a curated record. Bases 11 to 1984 code for a protein of 657 amino acids. Gene Ontology annotation, molecular function: transmembrane transporter activity. Gene Ontology annotation, biological process: transmembrane transport. The transcript is spliced from 4 exons. Gene Ontology annotation, cellular component: membrane.